AUGGCCUUUGAAGAUAAAAUCAUUCCCGCACCCGGAGAUCUCCCCAACGUCAAGAGAGAUGCCCAAAGGGUCUUUGAGGUCCUUGAAGCUGGCGGAGUCGUCAUCCUGCCAACCGAAGUAGGCUACGGGUUAAUGGCCACUUCUGCAGAAGCCAUUGACCGAGCCUUCGCCGCAAAGCGACGCCGACCAGGCCACGCCCAGGGAAUAUAUGGCACACAAGAACUACACCAGCAGCUUCACGUACUGGACGAUCAGCGGUUCGAGAUGACGCGCGUCCUAGUUGAAGAUCUAGACAUGAGUCUAAUGGCCGUUGCCCCAUGCCAGCAAGAACAUCCUCUCCUCCAGGCUUUAUCCCCACAGACUCGGUCCAAGGUCACGAAAGACGGUACCAUCGCCAUGUUCAUAAGUAGCAGCACACUCCUAAAGGAGAUCUGCAGGCUUAAUGCUACUUCGGGUCAGCUCAUGGUGGGAUCUAGUGCGAACGUGUCUGGUGGUGGACAGAAAUUCCGUGUCGAGGACAUUGAGGAUGAGCUCAAAGAGGCAGCGGAUUUGAUCGUCGACUAUGGUCUUCAACGCUAUCAUGUAUAUGGAAAGGCAUCUCUCAUCAUGGACUUUGGGCAGAUGAAGAUUCUACGAAUGGGAUCGUGUUAUGAAUUGUUCCGCGAACGCAUGGGGAAAUUCUGGGGGGUGGAAUUGCCUGAAGAUCCUGAUUAUCCAACUAUUUGUACCUGA
Molecule: messenger RNA, 732 nt
Organism: Penicillium brevicompactum
Lineage: Eukaryota; Fungi; Ascomycota; Eurotiomycetes; Eurotiales; Aspergillaceae
Product: L-threonylcarbamoyladenylate synthase
Exons: 1
Coding region: 1-732 (243 amino acids)
Biological process (GO): regulation of translational fidelity
Cellular component (GO): cytoplasm
Molecular function (GO): tRNA binding; nucleotidyltransferase activity; double-stranded RNA binding
Source: RefSeq, a predicted model, not a curated record